AGAGGGGCGGCGAGCAAAGCUCAGCCCAGGUGGGAGGGACUGCGCUCCUGUUAAAUCCACGGCUCCCAGAGGACCCAGUCCUCGCACAGACUCACCCUUGUGCUCAUUUUAUGAGCUCAGGGUGCUCUUGGAGGUGUUGCAGCGAGAGCGGUGCACAGGAGAGGGGACAAGCAGCUGCAGCUCAGAUUCUUCUUCUGCUUGAGACGCUGGAUUGAAGAAGGGGUCUGAGGUCCCUGGUGGAGAAAGGGAGGCAAGGAGGAAGAGGAGGAGGAGAAGGAGGAGGUUUCCCUUGGACUCUUAAGCUGUCAAACCAGAAAACCGAACCAUGUCACAGGUCAUACAAAACCACGUGUUGCGCGUUGGACAGACUGUGUGUGUUUCCUCACAGGAGGAAACUAAGAGCUUGCACCCGGCGGGGUACCCGGGCUGCUCCGCGCUGCCGGUGGAGUACGCCUACUACUCAACGGAGGGCUGGGCUGACCCAUCCAUGAUGGUGCGCAGCAAUGCACGCCUGCUUCCCGGUGGACGGCUGUACGGAGCCCACCCCGUGUUCGAGCACGUGGCUGCCCACGCGCAGGGGAAGGGGCAGCAGGAGACCUCUUUGGAGAGACCCACUGCUCCCUAUCAGCCAAAGAAGGAGGAGGACGACACCGGCACGGAUCCUGAGGCUCACCUGGUGUCUCCUACCUUGGACAUAUCAAUAGAAAGCCUGAACCAGCUGAUUCUAGAAAUCGACCCAACCUUUCAGCCACUCAUGUGCAAGCCAGUGAAGGACACAGUCCAACCUGCUUCUCAGAGUGACACUGCUACCACCAAGAAACAAGAUCCGGAGGCAAUAGACAUCAAGUACAUAGAGAUGACACCAGGCAGAGGCACGUGUGGGGAGCUCUGGCAGGGCACCCCCCACCCCCCACCCAUGCCCUUCUCAAGGUCCCCCCAGGGCAAUGCCUUCCAGCCCCAAAAAGGGGGACUCAGAAGCAACUACAGCACCAGCAGCAACGUGGUUUUCUUGAGCCCACCCAGCCCCGCGAGCCCCCGGGCGGCCACCCCCAGCUGUGCCGCCUCCCCGACCUGCAGCAAAGGGACCGAGUGCAUCGCCGUGCCCCGGCAGUGCGUGGCUGGCCAGGUGGACAGCAUCUCCUAUGGCCCCGGCGCGCUCAGCACCUCCCCGGGCUUCGACAAUUUGCUGAAGCCUGUGCACGUGGUGAGGGCCCAGCAGAGGGGCAGCUGGGUCUCCCAGCUCUCCAUGAGCCCCGGCUCGGACACCAGUUACAUCCUGGGAAGCAGCACCCACUCGCUCCACAACGAUGACUCGGAUGCUCACCCUGCUGCCUGCCACGCUGCUGACUGCCCAUCCCCUGCCAGCUCCCUGGGCAGCCCCUGCCCACCCUCCCCGAGCAUCAGGUCCAACUCUGGAGAAGUUUUUGGCCUGAGUCCCCACCAGCCCAGGGCACCCUGCGCCACCAUAGCAAACACCUCCCCAUCCCAGAAGGGACAGGCCAGCAGCUGCCCCCCCUCCAUCCUCAACUCCACAGCCGACAUCCCAGUGCUGCUGGUCAACGGGUGCUUGGAACAAGGAGAUGCAUCUUCCAGGCCGGCCAAAGCCCCCCCAGCUUCUGUCAAGCAGAUCCCCCUUCCCAGCUGCAGCCCAACCUUGAGGCUUGGUGGCCUGAACAACGCGCUGUCGGCACCAGCACUCUCCUGCGUCUCGGACAGUCCCCUCAGGGCUGGGCAGCCAACCAUGAAGUUUGUGAUGGACACGUCGAAGUACUGGUUCAAGCCGAGCAUAACGAGGGACCAGGCGAUCCAGCUGCUGAAGGACAAGGAGCCAGGCACGUUCGUGGUGCGGGACAGCACGUCGUACCGGGGGUCUUUUGGACUGGCUAUGAAGGUUCCCGUCUCCCCAUCCGGCAGCCAGACAGGCGACGAGAGCAGUGACCUUGUCCGGCACUUCCUUAUCGAGUCGUCUGCCAAAGGGGUGCACCUGAAAGGAGCCAGCGAGGAGCUGUAUUUCGGGAGCCUCUCUGCCUUUGUCUAUCAGCACGCCAUCACCCCGCUGGCACUGCCCUGCAAGCUGAGCAUCCCCACCCGAGACCUCGCCGACGGCGAAGACAGCCCUGACUGCGCUCCCGAGUCCACGCCAUCCCUGCUGAAGAAAACCGCUGUGUGCAACGUCUUGUACCUCAACUCGGUGAACAUGGAGACGCUCACGGGAGCCCCGGCCAUCCAGAAAGCUGUCUCCUCCACCUUCGAGCUGGAGACGCUGCCCACACCCACCCUGGUGCACUUCAGGGUGACGGAGCAGGGCGUCACGCUGACGGACAUCCAGAGGAAGGUCUUUUUCAGGCGACACUACCCCUUGGCUGCCAUCAGGUUUUGCGGGAUGGACCCUGAGAACAGAAAGUGGCAGAAGUACUGCAAGUCCUCGAGGAUCUUUGGGUUUGUGGCCAAAAGCCAGACAGAUUCGGAGAACCUCUGUCACCUGUUUGCAGAGUACGACACGGUGCAGCCAGCAUCGCUUGUCAUCGACCUUCUCUGCAAGCUCCUGCCAGGCCCGUAGAGGACAGAAACCCCAGGACAGCUCAGGGCUGGCAGCUGCCACACGCUGCCGAGCUUUUGCCGCUCCCCUUUUCCUGCUUCUGGGUUGCAUUUUGGCAACGGCUCGUAUUUAUAUAUUUUUCUUACGCACUGUCACGUCAAGAGUCUCAAAGAUUUUAUGCUCUGGUGGGAUACGUUCCUCCGAGACCCUCUGCGGGGCAUCCCCUGGCAGUGCUCGCUGCGGCGGCCAGCGCAGGAUGGUUGCCCACGGGGAGCUGUGCCGGGCUGGGAGCGGAGCUGCGGGCUGGGAGCUGUGCUUACCGUACGGAACCGCUGCCUCCUUCGCCUGGCUCUGGAGAACUGAAAUAUUCUGGCUGAGAUUUCUACUGGCAGCGGGGGAUGCCUAUGCUUGGGGUGUGCAAGCUGAGGUCCAUUCAGUGGAGCUGAGCUCCCACCUUUGGGGACUCAGGCCCCCCAGCACCACGGGAGGGGAAGUUUGCUGCAGGCAGAGGGGGUUGACCAGCAUCAGGAGGCGGUUUUGCAAAUCAAAGCGUAUAAAAUCAUUAGGCCCUGCUGAAAACUCCUGCUUCCCUCAAAGAUCAAGAAGCAUCAAAAGGCAGAAAUGUCAGAGCAGCGUGGUUUUGCCUAGUGCUGGUAAAUUCUCCUGCCCUUUUUUGCAACGCGGGGUUACAGGCUAGCUCAACCUCCAGGCAUCACAGCAAGCUGAGAAAUAAAUGUUGACAUUUUCAUGACAGUAAAACAUUGGCUUUUUGGAAAUGACUUGCAUGAAUUUGGGCCAGAUCCUCAGAUGACGUAAAUUGGCGCAGCCUCGUGGAAGUCAGCGCUGCCGUGAUUUACACCAGCUGAAGAUUUCGCUUUUGCUGUAAUCGCGGAGCGGCUCCGAGCCCACCAUGCAGUCGCCUCCCUUGGCACUCGCUUACCUGGUGCCUCUGCAUCGCUUUAACGUUGCACCCUGCGCUAACGAACCCUGCGCAGGGGUAUUUGCAAUAAAGCAGUGGCUCGUUCGUCUCACCACAAACACCGCAGCGGUGUUAGCGACUGACCGACGUGACUCUGCUCGCUCCAGCUGCCCAGCGUCUGCAUGCGCUGCACAUACAGAAACAGUCGCUCCCCUCCAGCCGAGCUGUGGCAACGAUAAAAAGAGAUACUGGGGUAACUGGGGGAGAAUGGGGGGAGCACCCAGCUCCAGGAUGAGAAGCUGACAGCUCUGCCCCCCCCAGGCCAUCUGCCCGAAGCUCUGCUCGGCCAGAGCCCAGCACCCAGCCCAGUGGGCUCCGUGUGCUUGUGCCGU
This is a messenger RNA of Falco peregrinus (peregrine falcon), 3850 nucleotides long. RefSeq names its product tensin 4 (gene TNS4). Lineage: Eukaryota; Metazoa; Chordata; Aves; Falconiformes; Falconidae. The record is from RefSeq and is a predicted model, not a curated record. Bases 326 to 2560 code for a protein of 744 amino acids. Gene Ontology annotation, molecular function: protein binding. The transcript is spliced from 13 exons.